AUGGGUCAGUUACGUGUAGUAGCUUUACGUACGCUACGUAUGGCAGCCUUACGUGGGUUACGUGUAGCAGCCUUAACUGUUAUACUUAACGUACUUAAGGCUGCUAUACGUAAACUACGUAAAGCUGCUAUACGUAACCUACGUAAAGCUGCUAUACUUAACGUACUUAAGGCUACUACACGUAACCCACGUAAAGCUGCUAUACGUAACUUACGUAAAGCUGCUACAUUUAACGUACUUAAAGCUGCUAUACGUAACCUACGUAAGGCUGCCACACUUAACGUACUUAAGGCUGUUAUACGUAACCCACGUAAGGCUGCUAUACGUAGCGUACGUAAAGCUGCUAUACGUAACUUACUCGUAAACUAUAGUUUACGGGCUAUAUAG
Molecule: messenger RNA, 387 nt
Organism: Drepanopeziza brunnea f. sp. 'multigermtubi' MB_m1
Lineage: Eukaryota; Fungi; Ascomycota; Leotiomycetes; Helotiales; Drepanopezizaceae
Source: RefSeq, a predicted model, not a curated record